UUUACUACUUUGCAUUGGAAAUUGUACCUUUGUUUUUGUUUACAAUUUCUAAAUUCUAACUCCGAAGAACAAAUCUGUAGUGUGAAGUAAAUUAUAAAUACUAAAUCGGUACCUUAUAGAUCCUAAGUAGGUUAUUUUUGUAAGAGAUAUAAAAUAAAAAGGUCUCUAAGCAUGGAUGAUGACGAUUACUGGAACACCAGUGAAACUAAGGCGAAAGCCUUUAGCUUUGAUGAUGAUGUGUUGUCACCACAAGAGAUAUUGGCAAUCGGUCAGAAGUCAUACCCGGGGCAGAAAGAUGAGAGUCUGUUCAGCUCAACCAUCAAUAAUGUGAAGACACAGCUACUGCCGCUGUCCAGUUUGGUGUCACCCAAGGUUUUGGACUUGAUUGUCCUCGCGCAGUCAGGAAAAGACCCAAAUGACAGAACAGAGCCUGAACCAACUGUGGCAGUGACGCUGAAACGACUGGUGUUGGGACGGAGUGUGUCUCUCCGAUGUCACAGGAGUUUAAAGAGAAAAACUGAAUUACUAGAUGGUGCCGUUGCUAUCGGGGAUGGAAACGCUAUUAUAACUGUGGUACUAUUCUUAAUCCAAACCUUGAACAAAAAGUUGGUAUACGAAUUGCUUUCAGCGCGCCCUCUAGCGUUAAACCAUUACAUUAGCUUUUUGCAGUCUGAGGGAAAAGUGGCUGAACUCACAGAUUUAUUGACAAUGCUUGGAAGGAGUCCAGAUGCUGCGAUGUACCAAUUUCAACAUAUAAUCAAAACCCAAGGUAACAGUGUAGACGGCUUGCUGAGAAAAUUGAAUAAUUUAUUGUCAAAUUAUUUCAACCAACCCGGAGUAGACGCCCACCAGGCCAAAAUGGUGACAGACUAUGUGAAAUUGUUAGAAUGGCAGAAAUGCGCCAACAAACCGGAACUUAACAACAAUUCAACCCUGCAUUGUCUGGCAUAUUGUUGUGCGCAACACUGGAACGAGGGUGCGGGCAAUAUGAUGUCGCCGCUCACGCUGUGUCAACGACAACAGGUACCUCCGGUACAAUAUGAUUGGGUGGUCCUCAAUGUACAUGGCAACUCCAGCAAGUGGGAUAUUGUUGAGUCAAUGUUCACCAAAAAAGAUUGGCUCGGUCGUACAACGGUGUCUUCCAACAUUCCAAUGGAAACAUUGCUAGCGAGGCUCAGCGAGUUGGCGGCCAGCAAGCAAAUGUUGGCCACAUGCCUCCACAAACUGCCCAGCGCAGAUGACCGGCUGCGGCUGGCGCAGAAAUAUAAGGUACAUUCCGUAGUAAUAGAAACUCUGGCGAAGCAAAAGGACAGGACCAGUCUUACGAAUUAUAAAAUGACUUUGAACGCGCAGUCCGAAGAAUACAUACUAGCCGAGAAUACUCUCCGAGAUUCGUCAAUAAAAUGGAAGAACUAGAACGGGUACAGAACAUUGACUUGAUCUGCGAUAGAUGGCGCUGUACGUUUUUAAAUCGCACUUGAUAUAUUUCUUGUGACUUAUCAUACUUUCUUUACCUAGUUAUAUAGGGAAGAGUUAAAUAAAAUAAAUACAUAAUUAAAUAUA
Molecule: messenger RNA, 1563 nt
Organism: Maniola jurtina (meadow brown)
Lineage: Eukaryota; Metazoa; Arthropoda; Insecta; Lepidoptera; Nymphalidae
Gene: Vps16B
Product: vacuolar protein sorting-associated protein 16B
Exons: 11
Coding region: 172-1416 (414 amino acids)
Biological process (GO): intracellular protein transport; vacuolar transport
Cellular component (GO): cytoplasm
Source: RefSeq, a predicted model, not a curated record